This is a messenger RNA of Pseudoliparis swirei, 1405 nucleotides long. RefSeq names its product coiled-coil domain containing 90B (gene ccdc90b). The record is from RefSeq and is a predicted model, not a curated record. Lineage: Eukaryota; Metazoa; Chordata; Actinopteri; Perciformes; Liparidae. Bases 271 to 1137 code for a protein of 288 amino acids. Gene Ontology annotation, cellular component: mitochondrion. The transcript has 10 exons.
UGUUAAUACCGACUCUGUUGAUGUUCUCAAUGAAGCUUUAUGACUUUAGCACUUAUGAGAGAAUCCUUCAUUUAACAUCUGAUGACGCAAUCAUUCAGAUACCGAGCUAGACUCUCGGGAUAUCACGACAUAUUAAACAGUCUGCAGUUAUGUUUAUUGUAUUGUAUUAAAGCCGAAGUGGCCGGUACCUAACUGUCAUGUAUUCAUUCACUCAGGUGUGUUUUAUGACGCGUGUGAGUCUGAACAUAACCGGUGAGUCCAUUCAAUGCGAUGUUUGACCCCGAGAGGAUUUGGCGAAGACAGAUUGAUUUUAUUUCCGAGCACUUCCGCCUCUCAAACCGGAUUGUGUUUCCGGUUUGUUUCCGGUCUGUCGGCAGAGUUCAUUCUACUUUAUUCAAACUCUUUAACACGACAGUGUCCGAAAUGCACGCGCUGCUGCGGCGGGUCGGAACCGGAACCGGAACAUGGAGAGGUUUUCACAUGACAGCCCCUGUGAUGACCUUUGACCUCAGGAAGGUUGAACUGAUGCCUCUGGAGCAGCGGAAGCUCACCUUCGACUCCCACACCAUGGUGACGGAGCUGGAGAGCAGCGGGUUCGAGAAGCGUCAGGCGGAGCUGGUCGUCUCCGCUCUGGUUACCCUGACGACGACCAACAUGGACAUCAUCUACAAGGACAUGGUGACCAAAGCACACCAGGAGAUCGCCGUGCUGCAGAUCGUGGCUCACCUGGACUCCAUCAGGAAGGACAUGGUGAUCCUGGAGAAGAGCGACUUCGCCAACCUGCGCUCCGAGAACACGAAGAUGAAAAGGGAGUUGGAGCAGAUUCACGAGCGGCUGAAGGAGGAAAGUCAGAAAGUCAGAGCUGAAGCCAAACUGGACAUGAACCUGCAGAGCAGCAAGAACUCUGACGUGUUCACCGAACAGGAGAAGAAGCUGCUGGAGGCCAGUACCGAGUUCCACCACAAGAAAGCCGACCUGGUGAACGACAACAUGGAGAUCAACCGCAAGAUCGACCUGCAGGUGGCGUCGCUCAAGACGGUCCUGGAGUCCCUGAAGCUGGAGACCGUCCGCUACCUGGCAGCGACGGUGUUCUCCUGCCUGGCCAUCGCUCUGGGCGUCUACCGGCUGUGGAGGUGACGUCUCCCUCCGCCACGCAAAGUAGUUCCUCUGGUCCACAGGACUGCAAGUUAAAGUACGCAGCAGAAUGUGUGUACUACUGUGUACUAGUACUACAAAGGACAUCCACUCAAGGACAGACGAGAACUACGUUGAGGUACUUGUAUUUACACCAAGUACUUUUGUUUAAUGCUAUUUAAUUUACUUCAAAGUAUCUUGUGGUACUUCUGACUACCUGAUGGAGUACUACACGGUAACGUGGUACAAGUACCUCAAAGUUCUUAAACUA